This is a messenger RNA of Malus domestica (apple), 1407 nucleotides long. Its product is annotated as arabinogalactan O-methyltransferase 2. Gene Ontology annotation, biological process: plant-type secondary cell wall biogenesis; xylan biosynthetic process. The record is from RefSeq and is a predicted model, not a curated record. NCBI's taxonomy places the organism in Eukaryota, Viridiplantae, Streptophyta, Magnoliopsida, Rosales, Rosaceae. Gene Ontology annotation, cellular component: Golgi apparatus.
GUUCCCAUCUCGUCCACCCCGCGACGGGAUUUGCGCACCCACAAAAACCAGACCAGGCAACCGCAGACAGGUUUCUGGUUUUUGCUGCACUGAUUAUUAAUGUCCCCAUCGAAACUCCCCCCUCCCCUUCCAAUCUCUCCACCUUUAUAUAAACCACCGCACACCGGAACCUAGAAUCUCAACCGACAUCUGCAGAUUUACCUUUUUCCAUUUCACUUUUUUGUUUUGGAUCUUUAUUGUUGGUAAUAUUAUUAUAAAGUUUAACAUGAAGAAUCGGAGUCCAUUUUCCGAGAGACCUGGGUUUCUCGCCGUGACUCUGGUUCUAUUGAUCGGCGCGGCGCUGGCCAUCUCCAGUUUCUGCCAGGGUGGCACCUCCGUCCUCUACUCCAUCGCCGGCCCAACAUUUCUACGCGCCGUUGACGAUAACUACUCGCCUGUGGCGAUCCAGAUCCAGGCCAUCCUCCACUACGCCACGUCGCGCCAGACCCCGCAGCAGUCGCGAAAAGAGAUCGGCGUGUCCUUCCAGGUCCUCAAGUCCCGCGCCCCCUGCAACUUCCUGGUGUUCGGCCUCGGCUUCGACUCCCUCAUGUGGGCCUCCCUGAAUCCACGCGGCACGACGCUGUUCCUGGAGGAGGAUCCCAAGUGGGUCCAAAGCGUCCUCAAGGACGCCCCCCAGCUGCGGGCCCAGACGGUGCGCUACCGCACGCAGCUCAAGGAGGCGGACAAACUACUUUCCUCGUACCGCUCCAAACGGUCGUGCUCCCCGUCCGAGGCGGUCCUGCGCGGAAAUACCGAGUGCAGGCUGGCACUGCACAACCUGCCGGACGAGGUGUACGACAAAGAGUGGGACCUGAUCAUGAUCGACGCGCCGCGCGGGUAUUUCCCGGAGGCGCCGGGGCGGAUGGCGGCUAUUUUCUCUGCAGCUGUCAUGGCGAGGAGGAGGCGGGGAUCCGGUGUGACACACGUAUUCCUGCACGAUGUGGAUCGGAAGGUGGAGAAGGCGUUCGCGAAUGAGUUCCUGUGCAGGAAGUUUUUGGUUAAGGCGGUGGGGAGGCUGUGGCACUUCGAGAUCCCCUCCGCCGCAAACGUGACGCACGGUGACGGCUCGCGUUUUUGCUAAAUCCCGCGGCGGUCGUAACCGCGAGCUUGGAUUGGUGGAGAAGCGUUACUCGAUACUACUCGCUGCUUUCUCUCUCUUUUUUUAUUGAGGAAUUAUUUUAAUUUUAUUUAAUUUAACUGUUUUUACAGUAUUUUUCUGUAUUUUUUUUAAUUAUUAUAGACCGAUUAUUUGAAAUUAGUUCUUCGUCAAGUUAAAAAAAAAAAAACCGUUGCACUUAGAAAAUUUCAAAAUCCCCCAUCCAUCUCCGCUGUUAGAUUUUAUUAAUAACAUGAAGUGCUUUUACAAUA